AAGUCUGCAAAUAUAAUAGUUUCAAUCAAAGCGAUCAAUCAAAAUAUUUGUUAAUUUUUUUUAAAUAUUUUAUCAUGUAUGAUAUAAUAUUAUGAAUGAAAUUUUUCAAUAAAAUUUAAUAUUAUCAUUUUUAUUAUACACAUUAUAAAGUUUUGUAAACAAGAAUAUCUUUAAAUAGGAAAAUGAGCAUUGAUAAAUACAACAAUGCUUAUGAAACAAAUAAUUAGAUCGACCAAUUUUUUCGAAUUACCUCUAAUAUGUCGACUUCUUUUCUUCUUGGUGGUGGAGAACGAUAAACCAUACCAUCUUUGUUCAUACCGUAUAGCUCGAACAUUUUUAUCUUUUUUUCGUAAUUAUUUGUUCUCUCUGCACGCCAAAUUCUUAACACUGUUAAUAGCAAAGAAAGAGACUUAUUCACUAAAAUAUUAACGCAUGCGCCAGCUCAUAUCGAUCCAACUCGAAAAACAUUUUGAAUUCGGACAAAUUUUUAUAAUUCAAGACAUUAAAAAAUAUCGAUAAAUCAUAAACAAUUAAUUAAUUAUACAAUUAAACUUAUUCAAUAAAUGCACUUUCAAACUACUUUAAACUAUUAUACAAUGUAUAUUAUUAACUUAUAAAUAUUAAGUAUAAUCAUUUUAUUUAUUAUUUUUACAUUUCUUUUUUUUUUUAUUUAUUUUUUUUAAUAGUAAUUUAGUAUCUUAUAUUAUUGCAAUUUACAAAUAGAUUAUAAAAAUUUCGUAAAUGAUUUAUAUAGUUAUCUAAAAAUUCCAUUUUUCGCGGGUUUAUGAACGCGUAGGAAGUUAUAAAGCACGCGUCGCUUCCAGCUGCGCAGGAGGUUGUGCGUAAAAGGCAAUUCCCAUCGCUAUAUACCGCCAUAUUGUUUGCGGCAGUCGCGUACGUAAUUGGUUUGUCUCGUACAUAAUCUCGUCAAGUUUUUCUCUCGUCCAGUGAGCCCCAUUGGGAAAGUUUGCAAACAUUUCGCGAAAAAGCAACAUGAAGAAAACUAAAGACGUCUCAGACGAGGAUGAAUAUUCCGCGGAUGAUCCGGAAGAAGUUGAAGGAGCUUCUGAAGAAGAGUGGACUCCUGAGGCCGGAGCUGAAAGUGGUGCUAAAAAAAGGCCACAAAGAGAAGCUGCUAAAAAACGGCAACAUUCAGAAGAAGAAGAAGAUGAAGAAGAAGAAGAAGAUGAAGAAGAAGAUGAUGAAGAAGAUGAAGAAUCUGAUUCAGACACAGGAAAAAAACCUAAAAGAAAAAGACGGUCUAAAAAAGAAGAAGAUGAAAAAGAAGAUGAAGAUGAAGAAGAUUCUGAUGAUAACAGCUAUAACGAAUCAUCAGGAGAGACACCAAAAGAUUUUACUUCUGGUGCAUUUGUUGUUGCAAAAGCUGAUAUUGGAAAUACAGAUGGUGGAAAUACGGAUCCAACAUUAUGGAGGAUAGAUGGAAAAGCAUUACUUCAAAAAUUUUUACCUUUUAAAGAAGAUGGAAAAACGUUAUAUAAAAGCACAUCGACGUAUUCAGGAUGGUCGGUAAAUAACAAAGAUAAAUAUUUGGCUGCACAAGUUACUUUCAAAGUGCAAAGUAGAACAGAAACCAUUGUUGAACUUCACCUUGAUCAACAUCAACAGGAAGUUGUAAAAGAAGAAAAAGAAGACUAUAUGCUAAGGAAGAAUACAUCUACAUUCACAGAUACUGAAUCAAAAGAUUCACUAGUUUCUUGUUGCUGCUUCAUAAAAUCAUUAAUAGCUAUGCCUUUUAAUUUUGAUGGCUGUAAAAAUCUUUUUGGUAUGCGAGAAAAGGAACCAUUUUCUUGUGGACUAUUUGAACAACCACCAAAUCCAAGACCAAGUAAUCUUGUUGUAUUAACUGAUGUAUUAGGAACAUUAAUAGGUGCAGAUUUAGUCAUGGUUAAUUGUUUUGUUCCUGUAGGAUAUGGAAUAUCCUUAGGUUCACUUGAAAUGUCAUCUCACGGAAAGAAAAACAGAAAACGAAUACUAACAAGACGACCACGACAUGUUGUUGGAAAAGAAGAAAAAUACCGUCAAGAAAGAGAUAAAUCCGAUAAGGAAGAUGAAGAACCAGAACAAGAAGAAAAUGUAUGGUCCCCCUCUUUUCCCGUUGCUAUGUGGGACCUCGAACAUUGUGAUCCUAAAAAAUGUUCCGGUAAAAAAUUAGUUAGACAUGGCUUAAUAAAAAUAUUAAGGUUAGGAGCUCGAUUUUCAGGAUUAGUUCUUACACCUAUUGGUCAAAAGUGUGUGAGUCCAACAGAUCGUGAUAUUAUAAAAGAUUAUGGUUGUGCAGUCGUCGAUUGUAGUUGGGCACGUUUGGAUGAUACUCCAUUUAGUAGAAUGAGAACUUCCAAUCCGCGUCUUUUACCAUUUCUAGUUGCUGCAAAUCCAAUAAAUUAUGGAAAACCUUGUCAAUUAAGUUGUGUAGAAGCAAUAGCUGCUACUUUAAUUAUAACAGGUUUUCCUGAAGAAGCAAAAUUUUAUCUCGGAAAAUUUUCUUGGGGUCACUCAUUUUUAGAAUUGAAUGAUGAAUUAUUAAAAACAUAUUCACUUUGUACAAAUGCAGAAGAGAUUAUAUCUGCGCAAGAAAAAUUUCUCGUUGAUGCGAGAGAAGAAAAGUUAAAUAGACAUGCUAUUUCAGAUUUUCCACCAGCUAUUUCAGAUUCAGAAACGGAAGAAGAAAAAGAAGAAUCGGUAUCCAUAAAUAUUAUUUCUGAAAUGGAUGAACAAAUAAAAAAUAUAAAUAUAACGUAAAAAUGAUUUGAAUGUAUUUGUAUAUAUUUUAAUCAAAACAUAUUCGUUGAUAUAUACGUUUAUAUUUUGUAUAAUUUCAAUUUUAUUAAUAAUUAAAAUACAAAGUUGAUUUUUAAUUUAGAAAAUAUAAUUUAAAUAAAAAAAAAUCAUAUUGUAAACAAAAUUGAAA
This is a messenger RNA of Apis cerana (Asiatic honeybee), 2929 nucleotides long. RefSeq lists its product as uncharacterized. NCBI's taxonomy places the organism in Eukaryota, Metazoa, Arthropoda, Insecta, Hymenoptera, Apidae. The record is from RefSeq and is a predicted model, not a curated record. Gene Ontology annotation, molecular function: rRNA small subunit aminocarboxypropyltransferase activity. Gene Ontology annotation, biological process: maturation of SSU-rRNA.